GAGGCCACUCCUGACCUACCCUCGCCCACCCCGUCCCUCUCGCGCUCCUGCCGCGGGAGGCGGGAGCGGCCGGGUGAGUCAGCGCCGGCUCGGGGGGGGGCGCCGGGGCGGGGCGGGCCCGCCAGGCCCUACAAAAAAAAACCCGCCCGGGCUGCUGCCAGAGCAGUCGCCGCUGCCAGAGCAGUCGCCGCCGCCAGAGCCACACGCCCGCCCGCCCCGGCCAGCAUUCUUUCAAGAUGUCUACUGUCCAUGAAAUUUUAAGCAAGCUCAGCCUUGAAGGAGAUCAUUCUCUCCCACCAAGUGCAUAUGCCACAGUUAAGGCCUAUUCAAAUUUUGAUGCUGAACGGGAUGCUGCAGCCAUAGAAACUGCCAUCAAGACCAAAGGUGUGGAUGAGGUCACCAUCAUCAACAUCCUGACAAACCGCAGCAAUGAACAGAGGCAGGAUAUUUCUUUUGCCUAUCAGAGGAGAACCAAAAAGGAACUUGCUGCAGCGCUCAAGUCUGCUCUGUCAGGUCAUUUGGAGGCAGUGAUCUUGGGCUUGCUGAAGACACCAGCACAGUAUGAUGCCUCUGAAUUGAAAGCUGCCAUGAAGGGUCUGGGAACUGAUGAAGACACACUCAUUGAGAUCAUCUGCUCACGAACAAAUCAGGAGCUUUGUGAAAUUAACAGGGUUUACAGGGAAAUGUACAAGACAGAACUGGAAAAGGACAUUAUAUCAGACACAUCUGGUGACUUCCGCAAGCUAAUGGUUGCCCUGGCCAAGGGCAAAAGGUGUGAGAAUACCUCUGUGAUUGACUAUGAGCUGAUUGACCAAGAUGCUAGGGAGCUCUAUGAUGCUGGUGUGAAGAGAAAGGGAACUGAUGUCCCCAAGUGGAUCAAUAUUAUGACCGAAAGAAGUGUCCCCCACCUGCAGAAAGUGUUUGAAAGGUACAAGAGCUACAGCCCAUAUGAUAUGUUGGAGAGCAUAAAGAAGGAGGUUAAGGGAGAUUUGGAGAAUGCCUUCCUAAAUCUUGUCCAGUGCAUUCAGAACAAGCAGCUGUAUUUUGCGGACAGACUGUAUGAUUCCAUGAAGGGCAAAGGAACCCGUGACAAGGUUCUGAUCAGGAUUAUGAUAUCCCGCUGCGAGGUUGACAUGCUAAAAAUUAAGAGUGAAUUCAAGAGGAAAUAUGGAAAAUCUCUCUAUUAUUUCAUCCAGCAAGACACAAAAGGGGAUUACCAGAGGGCACUGCUGAACCUCUGCGGUGGAGAGGACUGAAAGCUGUGAUGGAAGAAACCCAAAUCCAGAGACAUGCCUUUUUUGCUCUUCAUCUUACUGUAACCCUAGAAAAAAAUGACUUGCUUAGCUAAGCUUGACUUGCCUUUAUAUCUGUAAGACCACUGAUGCAGUAGGCUUUCCAGUGCUGCAUGCACAUCUCUCAGCGGCAGUGGUCUGCUUGGCUCUGCUAAACAUCCUAACAGUGUAUCACCAGAGAAACUAACCUUCCAAAGAUAAAUGAGGUUACAAGUGCUUGUGAAAGACUCUGCCUCUAUGUGCAUUAUGUUUCUAAUAAAACAUAAAUAAAACUGAAGUUUUACUUUAA
Phalacrocorax carbo (great cormorant) is the source of this 1581-nucleotide messenger RNA. NCBI's taxonomy places the organism in Eukaryota, Metazoa, Chordata, Aves, Suliformes, Phalacrocoracidae. The record is from RefSeq and is a predicted model, not a curated record.